AUGCAGCCCACUGUCAACAUCGAGCUGCCCUUUGACCCGCUAGCCCACGCCUUUGCCGGUGGUCUCAAGCCUCACGAGCUCGUUGCUGCUCAGAAUGGGAGCUACGCCCGUCUCACCCACCGAGAUUUCCCACAGAUGAGCAUUCGUAUCAAGAAGCACGGCGGUAGUGGUAAUGUUGCAGGCAAGGCCCAUGCUGCAGAUCUCGACCCGGAGGCCUUUUGCGACCCUACUGUGACCUCCUGGACGGGCUAUAUCGACCUCAUAGACGGCAAAUCUCUCUUCUUCUACUUCUUCGAGUCUCGCUCCUCACCCGAGGAAGACCCGCUAGUCUUCUGGACCAAUGGUGGACCGGGAGCCUCCAGCGCCUUUGGUCUCUUCAUGGAGCAUGGUCCCUGUCGGGUUUCCAGCCCGGAGAGGCAAGAGGGUCCACCCAUCAAUGGCACGACGCACUUCGACUACUCUUGGAACACCCGCGCAAACAUGAUCUACGUUGAGCAGCCCGCCGGUGUUGGAUACUCCUACGUGCGCUUUGGUGAGGGCACCUGGGACGCGGAACAGGCUGGGAGGGACAUCUACUCCUUCUUCCGAAUCUUCUUCUCUGCUUUUGAGCAGUUCAGGUCGAAUGACUUUUACCUUGCUGGAGAGUCUUACGGCGGAAGAUACAUCCCACGCUUCGCGGCGGAGAUGGUAGACCAGGAUGCUGCGCUCCUCGCUGCGGCCAAGAAGGCUGGUAAGGAGCCCGAGGCGGGAACGAUCAUGGAUCUCAAGGGAAUCCUGAUCGGAAACGGCGUGGCACAGUGGAGUAUAACCUACGAAUCAUACUACGAUAUGGCCUGUACUCAGCUCUCGGGCAAUGGCGUACCCCGUCUGUCCCUGCUGGAGUGCGGAGAGAUGAAGGCUUGGACCAAGCGCUGCAAGCGCGACGUGGCCCAAUACUGCGAGGACGAAUACUCUGCCGAGAACUGUGAAGCUGCUCGAAGCGUCUGCUCCGAUAAGCUCGAGGAGGUGUGGACCUCAAGGUACAACCCGUACGAUGUGACCGACGACUGUAAAGCGGGCAUAGAGGUGCUGUGCUAUGCAGAGACGGACUGGAUUGCCGCUUACCUCGAUCGAGACGAUGUAAGAUCGCUAGUGGGCGCUGCUCCUCGGAGCCAGACCGGCACGUACAAGAUCGCCUCGAAGGAAGUCGCCUCGCGCUUCUUCAAAUGCCAAGACGUCCUCCGUGGUUCCUACAAUUACAUUGCUGGUCUCUUAGAUCGAAACAUUCCCGUUCUAGUCCUGAGCGGGAAUGCCGACUUUGUGUGCAAUACCCUCAGCACCAUUCGAUACCUCGACACGAUCGUCUAUCCAGGAGCGGUACAGCUGCAGAAGAACCUUAGGGAGUGGAAAGUGGAUGGAAAGAGGGUGGGAUUGACUGCCAAGGGAGGAAACUUGACAUACGCGACCAUCGACGGUGCACCUCACCUGGUGCCCUACAAGGUAGAGCACGCCAUUCCCGCCCUUGCCCUCUUCAACCGCUGGCUCGCCGGAGAUAAGAUCUGA
Molecule: messenger RNA, 1542 nt
Organism: Microstroma glucosiphilum
Lineage: Eukaryota; Fungi; Basidiomycota; Exobasidiomycetes; Microstromatales; Microstromataceae
Product: alpha/beta-hydrolase
Exons: 3
Coding region: 1-1542 (513 amino acids)
Biological process (GO): proteolysis
Cellular component (GO): fungal-type vacuole
Molecular function (GO): serine-type carboxypeptidase activity
Source: RefSeq, a predicted model, not a curated record